This is a messenger RNA of Kalmanozyma brasiliensis GHG001, 4038 nucleotides long. Its product is annotated as Rho GTPase-activating protein domain protein. The transcript has a single exon. Gene Ontology annotation, molecular function: small GTPase binding; GTPase activator activity. NCBI's taxonomy places the organism in Eukaryota, Fungi, Basidiomycota, Ustilaginomycetes, Ustilaginales. Gene Ontology annotation, biological process: small GTPase-mediated signal transduction. The coding region runs from base 1 to 4038 and encodes 1345 amino acids. The record is from RefSeq and is a predicted model, not a curated record.
AUGCCUUUCACCCACUCCUACUCGUCCUUGGGCAUCGCGGCUCGUGACAACCAGAAUAGGGGCCCACACAAUCUUGGCAACGGCAGCACCAGCAGUAUCAGCAACAGCCUCGACAUCAAUGCCGCUGACUCGCCCUCGACAUCGGACAACGAUUCGUCUUCACGAUCGCGCCUCUUCUCUUCCGGCCGCAAGUCUCCGGACCCAUUUCGUCGCUUCCGACGCCUCUCCUCGUCCAAUGAGCUCAACAUUGCUACCGCCCCUGCCGCGCUAGACGAUAGCCAAUCCUUCGACUCGCAGCAGAGCUACAAUGCUGCUUACACCGACACGCGCAUCCCUUCGUAUCCUAACUCCAAUGGACGUGCCGCUUCGCCGGCUCCCCUAGAGACGCCACGCUCGGCUCCACCACCUCUCCCCUCGCCUACCACCAAGCCUGCCUUUCUGCGGCCCAAGCGCACAAAGUCGUCCAGCAUCUCGAUCCUCACUUCAGGCCUCGGCCUGCGCUCAAGGGAUGCAACUCUGGAUCCUUCUCCAAACACGGAAACCCGACGUCGACAUCGAAAAAGCGCGUCUCUCUCCGGAUCCGAUGUCGACCUUUCAACCUUAGCGAUAGACUCGCAGCGUGCUAUCACACCGCAGCCCGUGCUCCGUCCUGCAUCUCCCUCGCCUUCGCUAUCAGGCAACAACUAUUCGACACACCGCGAUACCUCAGUCCGACCCGCCGCUUCAUCCAAUCCUUCUGCAUCAUCUUUAUCCAAGCAGCACAAGCAGGCAUGGUACCAGGCACAGCAAAAGACCAUCGAGCUCGACAACCCCAACAACCGCGGUGCACACGACGCUGACUCCGAAACGGCAAAGCUGUUCCCACUCAACGUCGCUGUACCAGACCGAAGUGACCGUGGUCUCAGCUCUCCCCCCGACUCACGCUCGCCUCGACCUGUCGUGGACACCUAUCUCUCCGAAGAAGAGAUGUCUGCGGCUGGCAUCCAAGUCAUCCGGCGUCGUGCUGAUGAACCUGCAACGGCCACUCCUGCUAGCUCGCAAGACUCUCAGGGUCUUCAGACGCCACGCUCGCGCGAUCAAGCGACGCUGCCCGCCAUGCCUGCACGGCUAUACGGAGCAGAUCAGCCCGACUUUCUCGAGUACAUCGACUCACCCGCCGAAAGCAAGCAGCACAGUCCAAGGCUUGACCGUAGCGCAGAUCCACCAGGUUCCUCUGCUUCAAUGCAAGACGCCAUUUCGCAUUCGCACACCAAAUCCAGCAGCGGCAGCAUCUCGGCUUCCUCCAGCGGCUCGACCGACUACGUGCCAUUCUCGGCUAACGACACUUCCUCAGCUCACAACGGCAGCACGACCAGCCUGGGCAGUGGCAGCAAGCAUUCCUUUUCGUUUGCCAAGCUCCGACGACCAGGUGUCAAGCAGAGCUCGCCACGCUCCUCCGCACCCAACUCGUCCAACGAAGACGUGAGCGGCAACAGGACGUUUCUCUUCCCCUCUCGCAACCAGCAGAGGCAGCAGCAGCAACAGCAGCACUUUUCUGCGUCAAACGGCGACGCAGCUGCCCCAGGGUACCUCAAACCGGGGCCGGGCUCGUCGGCGUCUCCGUUCCUCAACAAGCAUUCUGCUACGGUCGGACGUGCAUCGGGCAGUAUCAGUGCUGGUCACACUGCCAAGAAUGGUCUCGCCCAGGUGUUCAACGGUGGCAGCUCUUCGGCUGCUACCGUGGGCCCAGCGUCCUCCGUCUACAGUGGUACUGCGAGCAAUGGUGUUCCUCCACCGAAGCCACCCAAGCCGAAACCGAGCCUGCUCACAGCUUUCCCACGCUCCGGUGGAAGCAACCGUUCGCUGUCGGGCUCCAUCUCCGCUCCCAACACCGCACCCUUGGAAACGGGUCCCGAGUCGCUCCGCCGCAUCGCAACUAGCCAGCAAGGUACGCUUCAGCCCCCCGCGAGUGCAGGGCCCGGCGCGGGCUUCUACCGCAACAUCGCGCAUUCUCGAUCGCAGGAAGCAGUGGCAGAGGCGAGGUUGGAGGCAGAGGCACUGCGGGCGUCGGCUGGUACGCCGCUGCCUCCUCCACGUAGGCUCAACCCAUCGCGGGCAGGUGGAAUGUCGAACUACUCGCAGCAGUCGUCGACGCCCAUGGGCAGGACUGUUUCUGGUGGCUCGGGCGGCGUGGUUGGUGCGCUCGGGCAGGUUGGACAGCUGGGCGCGGCCAUGGGAAGGAAGGGCUGGGACUUUAUGAAGACGCUUCAGACGAACACUGCUGCAGGUGGUGGCGUUUUGCCUGCUCGCAAUGAUGGUGCACCUGGCUAUCGCACCGGCGGGCACUCUUCCGCCGCUGCUAUCGCUGCAGAGAACGAGCCGACGCGCCAAUGGCUGGCUCUGCUAGACGCGCCUGACUCGACCCGGCGUCCAUCAGAAGGCAUCUUCGGUGCACCCCUCAAAGACGCCGUUCUCCGCUCUCGCCUCUCCAGCCUGACCUCCGAUCCUCCCACCGAAGACCACCUCGGCGUCCCCGACCUUGGCUCUGAGUUCAGCGCGAGCUUCAUCCACUCCCCUGGCGCGACCCCACGCGCCUCGGUCGCCGGCACCACCCCCACCGACCCGCUGAGUCGCGAACAGGCGCGCUGCCUCUACCUCCCGCGCAUCGUCGUACGCUGCAUCGAGAGCCUCGAGAAAUGGGGUCCCUCCGAGGAAGGCAUCUACCGCAUCAGCGGUCGCAGCAGUCACACGUCCAAACUUCGCCUUCACUUCUCGGAUCCGCGCAACGAUUUGAGGCUUGACGAGAUCAACCCUGCGGAUCUGGAUAUCAAUUCGGUGUGCAGUGUGCUCAAGAGCUAUCUACGCGAGUUGCCGGAGCCGCUGAUUCCAUUGGCGCACAGCAAAAUGCUCGAUCAAGCGGUGGCGCGAUUGCUUGCGGACACCGACGGCGGUACAGAUGCCAAGAGUGACGCUCGAGCGGCGAAUCUGACACCAGAGAAGGUCGCCGACGAACUCGCCCCGCUGAUGCGACGCUUGCCCGUGCACAACUGGUACCUCCUACGCGAGCUGUCGUGCCAUCUGGGGAUGUUGGCACAACCCGAGGUGGUGAGGAGCACAAAGAUGCCGGUGAGCAAUCUGACGUUGGUGCUGGCGCCGACGGUGAGUAUCUCGUUGCCGUUGCUGCAGGUGUUGGUGCGGCAUACGGAGGUGGUGUUUGCCGGACCGGUGCCUUGUGAGGAUGCGGUGGGGGUGUCGGUGUCUGCUGCGGCUGCCAAGGUGAGUUCGCCGGCAAAGGAGACCAAGCGUCCCUCACCGCCACCGCGACCGGUCAAGCCGGAGAGGUUGUCGCCGGCGAGCAAGCUGCCUGUGCUGGUGCGAAAGCGCGCGUCGUCGAUGGGAUUGGGCGCGCUGCUCUCUUCGCCCACUCGAAGUCGCGCUUCCCCCGCGCAAAGCAGUCCGCAGCCGCAUCGUCGCACGCCAUCCACCACGCCCUCUUUGGAACUUCCCGACUUCAUCUCUGCCUCGGCCAGCUCGCCGGCUGCAGACCCCUACUCGCGCCCCUCGACGUCGCUCGGCCACUUCGCCUCCUCUCCUCCGGCCAAUCGAAGCACGUCAGGUACACGAGACGACGCCUUUGCACCGGGAGACACGCCCAUCGCCCGAUACUACGCGCGCACCCAAUCUGGCGUCCUCACCCCCACGCUCUCCCCGCACCGCAUGCCUGCAUCCUCGCCCAACCUCGCGCACCUCACCACCUCCCCCAUGCUGAGCGAUUCCGGCUUCGACGAGCCGCGCAGUGGGCGGACGAGCGCACUGGACCGACCGAGGCCACCCACAAGCAGCAGCGCCAGCUUCUUCGCCGGGCGCAGUCGGAGGACGGACAGUGUGAGUGUGCUCAGUGCAAGUGGGAGUGCUGCGAGUGUCGAUGGGGAGGGUGGCACGAGUCCGUUACGGAUCACCAAGCGAUCGACUAUGCUGGCGAGAGAGGGCGGGAGGAGUGAGGAGGAUGUCAAGGGGAGGGUGGAGAGGUAUUUGCAGAGCGGACCGGGUCGUGCUUAA